Molecule: messenger RNA, 3898 nt
Organism: Maniola jurtina (meadow brown)
Lineage: Eukaryota; Metazoa; Arthropoda; Insecta; Lepidoptera; Nymphalidae
Product: protein lin-54 homolog
Exons: 22
Coding region: 354-3083 (909 amino acids)
Biological process (GO): regulation of DNA-templated transcription
Cellular component (GO): nucleus
Source: RefSeq, a predicted model, not a curated record
AAAAUCAAAUCAAGCGCCAUAAUAUUAUAGCAAUUUUUGUGUUAUUUUUCAAGAAAUUGCACUCAAAUAACGCUAUAAUUAUUGAAAUCGCAUGAGAUAUAUUUUAUCUUGCAUAAGUGAUUAUAAGUUUUGCUUUUACGAGUGUGUACUUCUCAAUAAUAGUGUUUCAUAUUUGUGACAAUUUGUUUUUAACCGUGGCGAACUGCGGGAGAGGCAAAUUUUAUUUGACAAGUUAAAAUGGCGGCCUCUUUUGAACUCAAAAAUGUUAUGUUUUUGGUGAUCACUUCUCAAUAAAUAUUGUGUACAAGCUGUAUGGGGACUAUGUAAACAAGGGUACACAUCAUAUAAUCAACAUGGAUCACAAUUUGGACGACUCGUUAAACCUGGAGAGUGCUAUGGGUGUUGAUUUUGAGCAACCUGAGGAUAUAGUGGUGAGUGAAGCUGGCAUGUCAAUUGAAGCUACGCCACAUGAACAGAGCAUUCCGAUGGAAUUUGAACACACCGAAGAACAGCCCAUACUCAUGGAUACAACCAAUGAAGAAAUUAUUGUUUCAGAGUUUAUGGGGGACCAGUUUACUUUGCAGGAGUAUUCUGUGCAGAGCGACCAAACCACUGGUUUGACCACAACAGUUGAGUCUAAUCAACAGCAGAUACUAGCAUCUCAGUCGGAUACUAUGAUAGACAUCCAGUACCAGCCGCAGCUAGUGAGCACUGUCAAAACUGACAUGUUGCCACCUAAACUCAUCACUGUCAAGAAUGUGGCAGCAGCCCGGCCAGUAGUCAAAAAAGCCGAAACGGCCCUGGCACCCGCGCCGCGACAAGUGGCGAUCGCGCCUAAACUGCCCAAGCUUGUGGCCACCAAGACCUACACCCCGCCCAAACAACUGCCCAUAGCACCCAAGCCCAUGAACAUGCCCUCCAAUCGUGCCCAAAGUCUGGUGAAGGUAUCCAUAGCUAACGUUGUGCAGGGAACGACUAAGGGCAAUUCUGUAUUAGCACAAAUAGGGAAGCAGUUAAUAAUGGUGCCGUCUGGGUCUCAGAAGAUAAAACUUGUGUCUCCAACUGGUUCAGUGCCUAACAUACAGUAUGUCAGACCAGACUCUGAUCAGGCACAAUUGAUUGCAAAUAAAAAUCUCAGCGGUACACAGAGCAAGCCUGUUAUGGCUAAGUUAUUUGCAGUUCAAGGUCCGCCGAAAUUCGACCCAUCAAAUCAGCCCGCAGUAAUCACUAAGAUAAUGCCAGUGGGGAGCGGAAAGAUCGGCGGCACGCCGCGGUUCGUCGCCUUGCCGCCAAAGAAUGUGCCCAUCUCUUUUGGAAACAAGGUUUUAAUGGCAACACCUUCGACACAAGGUCUAGUGAAGUUGGCAAAGAAACAAGAAAUUAUAACUAUUAAGUCACCCACUGCAAAGUUACUGCCUGCUCCAGCACUGGUUCCCGUCAGCAGUGGCCCUACCAAAAGCAAAGUAUUGCAAGUAACAAACACAACGAAAAAUGUUGUCUUUAAACCAGUUACUCCAACUAAAGCUACUGAGGUGACAAACGAUGGCAUUCAAGUGAUCGAGAAUCAAAAGUCCCAACUGCAUCAGAUCAGUGUGCCAGGCAAAGGUGUCCAAUAUGUUCGCCUAUACAAAAAUUUGGCACCCAAAGCAGUACCCAAGGCUGUUAACUCUAAAACAUUUGUACUAACAGACAGUAAAGGGAAUAUAAUCCAAAUGACAGCAGAGAAGAUGACAGCUGGGCAACCGCCCUCUCUUGUGGUUACGAGCAAUGCAAACACUAGCACAACGGCGUCAAAGCCUCAACAUAAACUUGUGCGAAUUGCACCGGUUGGGGCGAAAACUACGCAAGCGGCUACGCAACCCGGAAGAUCAUCACAAAGCCUUUUAGCCCCAAUAUCGCCUGUCCACAUGACAACUGACACCAGUUUACCUGAAAUCAAGACCCUAUUAGAGGAGCAAGAACUAGUACAAAGCGAGCUCACAGAAGAGGAAGCGGGCGCGGAAGCGGCACUGGCCGUGGAAGCGAUAGCGAAGUCAGAGGAUUUAGCGGACGGAUUGGAAGAGGUUGACUCGAAAACGGCGCUACGGCAACUCAUAGAGAACACGGUAGCAGAGGACGAAAACUUGUCCAUGACCGAGGUUGAGAUCGAAUUUAAGCAACAGCCGCACAGUCCAGUACAAGACAAUAGUAUGGACAGUAUGGAGCAACACGAGUCUAGCAGUCAGUCAGAAGAGCAACGUUUGAUCAUGCUUCCUACCAAGUAUGAGCCCGAGCAAACUGAAAUAACUAUAGAAGCCGUGCAAGACAGAAUGGAUGAUUCGCAACAAAUGGAUAACACGAUAAACAUGGACGACGAAGCAAUGACCGAAUUCGAUUCGAAAAUCCUUGAGGCCCUAAACGAUCAAGAGGCAAAGCCAUCAGAUUUCGGCCUCCGUCCACGCAAAGCGUGCAACUGUACAAAGUCGCAAUGUCUCAAGCUGUACUGCGAUUGCUUCGCCAAUGGGGAGUUCUGCAACCGCUGCAACUGCAUCAACUGCCAUAACAACUUGGAGAACGAGGAGUUGCGCCAGAAGGCCAUCCGGGGUUGUCUGGACAGGAACCCUAAUGCCUUUAGGCCUAAAAUUGGCAAGACGAAAGUUGGAGGUCCCGAGAUAAUUCGGAGGCACAACAAGGGAUGCAACUGUAAACGGAGCGGCUGUCUCAAGAACUAUUGUGAAUGUUAUGAGGCGAAAAUAGCCUGCACGGCGAUCUGCAAAUGCGUCGGCUGUCGCAACGUUGAAGAAACAUUAGAGCGACGACAUCGCAACCACCUGCCGCGCCUCCUGCCCGCGCCGCCGCCCGACGUGCCCCUUGCGCCCAAGUUGGUAUAUAAGCAACCCUGCAGCUUUAUGACAACCGGAGUGAUAGAAGCCGUGUGCCAGUGCCUCAUAGCGUCCGCGGUGGACAACAAGGAUGAGCCGGAGCAGAGGGUGACGGACCCUAUGCGCAACGUCAUCGAGGAGUUCGCGCGCUGUCUGCAGGACAUCAUCAGCGCCGCGCACCAGAGCACGUCGGUCGGAUUGAUGGAGGAGGAACCCGCAUGAUAUUCGAAGGAAAGUUCUCUGAGCGGUGUACAGUGAUAAUAAUAAUUAAUUAUACAGCACUAAUAUAUUCCACAAGUGAUAGUUGAAAUUAAUAUUAUAUACCUAGAGCAAUCUUUUUUUAGUGCAAUCUCUAUAUUUUUUUAUAAUGUUCCUAUUACGAAUUUGCUAUUAGUCUCCACCCACUUCAUAGGGCCGCACUUUCAUUGGUACAUGUGCACAUACUUAAUGAUGUUUAAGGAAUUAGUUUCGGAACAGUAUAGUAAAUAUCCUCAUGUCGGAACUAAAAGAUUGUCAAGAGAACUUGUUGAGUGUUGACUGCUACUUACUUAUAAUAUUCAUUCACUCGUUCUUCCUGACCAUAUUUUGUUUCAUAAAGAAACUAUUAAAGCUAGAAAAGGAGCCUCUUGUUCCCUAGUUUGCGUCAAUGGAAAGAUUGUAUGCGGUAUUUUCGUAUUACUAGUGAAUAAAGUGAAAGUUUGUGGACAUUUUAAUUAUUAUUUCAAUUUUUUCCUUAUGACUUGGUUGUUAUUAAUGAAUUUUUAUGACAGCUACAAUCAACAUAAAUCCACAUUGAUCGUAGCCUCGGAAUAUCAAAUAUUCUCUAUUAAAUAAAUCAGACUGGAUCGAAAUCAUCUACGAAAAAGUAUGGCGCACGUUAUAACAUCGAUAUCAUAUCAAUCCGAUAGAAAUGCGGUUCUAUGUAAUGGGUGUAAAGCUUUAAUAAUACGUUAUUUUCUUUGUAUAAAAAGACUGUUAAGUAAAUAGUAACCAUUGAUAUAUUGUUAUAAAUAUUCUUGUGAAUGCUUAAAAUGGAA